Messenger RNA from Melozone crissalis (California towhee), 825 nucleotides. Its product is annotated as keratin-associated protein 16-1-like. Bases 1 to 825 code for a protein of 274 amino acids. The record is from RefSeq and is a predicted model, not a curated record. NCBI's taxonomy places the organism in Eukaryota, Metazoa, Chordata, Aves, Passeriformes, Passerellidae. The transcript has a single exon.
AUGGACGAGGAAUGCAAAGAGCUCUGCCCAUAUGAAUCUGUCUGUUGCCCACAGCGUUGUCUGUGGGAUGAAGUGACCGUGCAAGAUGUCCAACAAUGGGAUGAAGAAGACACAUACCAGGAAGUUGCCCCCUGCGGAGCUGUGGUAAAGCAGAAGGUGCACCACUGGAAUGUUGGUGCAACAGUGGAGUGGCCAGAUGGGACACAGCAAGAGGUGUCCCGGUUUGGGGAACGUGUGACAGUACAAGACGACGUGGACAGCUGCUGCCGAGAGGUGUCCCUGUGGGAAGAAGAGGUGGCAGGCCCACGGCUGUGCCCAUGGGCAAAGUGUGUGCCAGAGCCAUGCCAAUGGGACGAUGAUGAUGACGACAUAUGCCCAGAGCUGAUCCGGUGCUGUACGCUGUCCCCGUGCCCAGAGCCGUCCCCAUGCUGUGUGCUGUCCCCAUGCCCAGAUCUGCCCCCAUGUCGUCCACUGACCCCAUGUCGUCCACCCUGUGUGCCGCCCCGUUGCCGUGCAGUGACCCCGCCCUGUGUGCUGCCCCCAUGUCGUGUGGUGUCCCCCUGUGUCCUGCCCCCAUGCCGUGUGGUGCCCCCCAUGCCAUGUGGUGCCCCCACCAUGUGUCCUGCCCCGUGCCAUGCGGUGCCCCCGUGCCAUGCGGUCCCACCCUGUAUGAUUCCCGGGUGCUGUGGGGUGCCCUCAUCCUGUGGGCUGCCCCCGUGCCGUUUGGUGUCCCCGUCCUCUGUGCUGCCCCCGUGCCGUGGGGUGUCCCCAUCCUGUGUGCUCUCCCGUGCCGGCCGCGGUCCCCGUGGCCAGACCCGAUCGUGA